AUGGCAGAUUCAGAUACCCCGAUGGGUCAUUCGGAUGAUUACACUGCCUACCCUGAAAUUGAUGAAGAAGUACACUAUCCAUGGCAGGGAAACGAGCCCCAGUCAUUCGUCCCCGAGGAUGUCUUUGCCCAAGCAAUUGAUCCUCGACUGUUUGAAAGUAACGUGCACUCCCAGGGUGCAGAACAUGCACCCCAACGCCAGAAUCGAAUCCAAGAAUAUGAUGAUAGUGAUAUUUCCGAAGAGAGUCAAGACGACAUCAAUCCUGUCAUAUUUGGGUCGGACGAAGGAGACGAUGACUCGGAGUAUGUCUUGGAAGACCAAAGCGAGAGAUUCUUGGUAACUGACAACGGUUUCAGCGAGGACGAAGAGCCAUUAGACGAUGAUUCUGAUUCUGAUGCAAGACGUCGACGCCAACGUCGAGGCGGUGGACGCUUCUCAGGCCGCUAUGGAGCCCGUGGUCAGAAAGGCGUUAAAAGAGGUCCCCGCAAGCCCAUGGAACCUGGGCCAGAGUUCAAGAUACUACACUCAGAAGCCACGGAAGCAUUUAUUGAUGGCGACUACGAUCGAGCCAUGGAUCGGGUGAUGCUUGCAAUCCAGAACAACCCUGAAAUGUUCCCUGCUCAUUCCCUGCUUUCCGAAAUCUUCCUAGCUCAAGGUCAGAAAGAUAAGGCUCUGGCCGCUCUCUUUAAUGGCGCUCACACUCGGCCCAAGGACUCCGGUGUAUGGCUCAAGGUAGCUCGACUCAUUUUGCAGCGCGCCGGUGAAGACCGCCAAAGGGCAUUGCACGACGUUAUUUAUUGCUACAGUCGCGUGUUGGAUAUUGAGCCCCGGAACUUUAACAUUCGGUACCAGAGGGCUGCGAUUUAUCGUGAACUCUUGUACAACGGCAGGGCAGCUGCGGAGUAUGAACGUAUAUUGAGAGAUCGACCACAUAAUGCAAAAGCGCUUCGUCACCUGGCGGAAAUUUACAUCGACCUCAAUGAAGUCCAAAAAGCCAUUGACCACUGGGUCGAUAGCGUGGAGUUCUACAAGUCUCUUGACCCCCAGGACACCCGUUUUAGCUGGUCCGAGGUCAACAUUUAUGUCGAGCUUUUCAGCCUUGCUGGUCAACCUGUUCAGGGACUCCAUGCUUUAAAGUCCAUUUCAAGGUGGUUGCUGGGGCGUGGAGAUGACUCCCUUUGGGAUAACUUUGAGGACGAUGAUCGAGAAUGGGACUCGAACGAUUCUCCUCGUCGUAUUAAGACCAACGGGUACGUGCCUGGCCGCUGGCCCCUGGACUCGUAUGGACUUGGACUCCCUCUCGAGCUUCGCAUCAAAAUGGGGAUUUUUAGGCUCAAAAUGGGCCACAAACACCACGAAGAAGCCCUGUAUCAUUUUGAAUGGUUGAAUCCGGAGGAUAGUUCGGAAGGUGCCCGCGUCUUCGACUUUGGAGAUCUCUUCCGCGAGGUCGCUGAUGCCUUGAAGGAUUGUGGAUUGCCAGAAGAAGCCUUCCGCUUCUACUCACCGAUCCAAGAGACUGAGGAGCAUGCAGAUAUCAGCUAUUUCAUGGCGAUGGCCGAUUGUUGUAUGCAACUCGAGAAAUGGGAAGAGGCCGAAACUGGCUAUCUCACUGUUGCUGAGCAUGACUCGAGACAUAUGGAAUCGCGAAUUGCACUUGGCAAGUUGUAUGAAAGCCUUGGCAUGAGCGACCAGGCAUUAAAGUACAUCAACGAGGCCGUGUUACUUGGGCGACAGGAAGGUAGAUCCCGGCGCAGACAAGACGCCAGAAUCGAGCAGCUUGCAGCUGAAUUCAGGCAAGCCGCAGAGUCUGGAGUAGACCCGCAAAAAUCAACCAAGGCAUUUGCAGGUCUGAUGCCCGUAAAUCCUGACCAAGAAUCGCCUUCAGGGGGAGAAUCUCAUCGAAUAGAGGAUGUCCACUUCCUGUUCCAAAAACUCCAGGAGCUGGAACCUCAAGUCAAGGAAGGCGUAUAUGAAGCUAUUGAAGAUUGGCUUGACAUUGCCGAUGCUCUACUUCGUGAUUUCCGAACAAAUCGAAUCUUUUAUCCCAUGACACGACAAACAGAGUUCCAGGGAUAUCAUAAAAGAGAGAAAGAAAAGGGGGCCACCUUACUGGACGAAGCUCAGGAGCUGGCCGGUCGCAUCCAGAGAAGCAUAGGCGAUGAUCGUGCCGAUGAGCCCUUGUCAGAUGCGAUACCCGACGAGUACUACGGAAUUCCAUUUGACGAGUGGCUCGACCUAUUUCUUCAGUACGCACUGACCCUGACCUCACAGGGAGAGCACGAAGAAGCAUAUUCUGCACUUGAUUCUGCAUCUGUAGCUAGUAUCUGGUUCCACUCCAAGCCAAAAUCGCGCUUGAUUCAUGUCUGCUGGGUUACAUGUGCUCUUCGGGCCAAUGACGAAUACGUCUUGGCAUAUGAAGCGCGGUGGUUUAUCAAGGAGUACCAAUUUGUCACUGACACUUAUCGGCUUUUCGCCAUGCUGAGCCAUAUGUCUCGUGACCCACACAAGCCACACUUUUUCAAUUCUGCAAACAUGAAGUUCAUGCUUCGUCAGAUUAAGGCAAUGGACUUUACUCUCCCAGACGAUCCGGGCAAGCCCAGUGUUGUCCGGCAAUCCCUUUGGAAAGAGCGUGCCUCUCUAACAACCAAGGACGAAUCUGGGGAGAGAAUUCCUGCAGAUUCGCUGGACAUCACCCUUCUUAUCCUUUAUGGACAUAUCCUUUACUCGGGAGGUAGUUUCUACCCAGCUCUGAACUACUUCUUCCGAGCAUAUGCUCUGGAUGAUCAAAACCCCGCCUUGCUUCUUUCUAUCGGGCUUUGCUUCAUCCACCACUCUCUCAAGCGACAGUCUGAGAACCGUCACUAUUUGAUUAUGCAAGGACUUUCUUUCAUGGCCAAGUACCGACAGGUGAGAAUGAAGACAGAAACCCUCCAAGAGCGGCAAGAGAUGGAAUUCAACUUUGCACGAGCAUAUCAUGGUCUUGGAUUGGGCCACCUUGCCAUCGAGGGAUAUGAAAAAGUGCUUCAACUCGGCCGAAAAAUACAGGCCAAAGCAUCUGCUUCAAUAAAUGACAACGAUGUGGUAAUGGGUGAGGCUGAUCAAUCUGCACACCAGGCUGAGGUUUCAGAAAGGUUUGUAGAGGAUUUCACACGUGAAGCUGCCUAUGCCUUGCAAUGCCUGCAUUUACUCGGCGGUGAUGAGAAAGCUGCAAAGGCUGUCACCGAUAAAUGGCUUGUCAUCUAA
Messenger RNA from Penicillium verhagenii, 3243 nucleotides. RefSeq names its product tetratricopeptide repeat protein. Gene Ontology annotation, molecular function: protein binding. The transcript is spliced from 3 exons. Gene Ontology annotation, cellular component: transcription factor TFIIIC complex. The coding region runs from base 1 to 3243 and encodes 1080 amino acids. Gene Ontology annotation, biological process: transcription by RNA polymerase III. The record is from RefSeq and is a predicted model, not a curated record. Lineage: Eukaryota; Fungi; Ascomycota; Eurotiomycetes; Eurotiales; Aspergillaceae.